UUUCAGCACCUAGAACAGUCAAAUGAGAUUUCGGAGCUUAGGGGCACUCAGUGUCCUUCUCUUAUUUCUCCAACUGCCCGGACCUUCAUCAGAAUAUGAGUUAUCAAUAAAUCAUGAAGAAGUUACUGAUUCUGAUAGACGAGUUCUUUUGGAAAUUGCAAAAGCCGUUAAAAGAGUAAAGAGGAAUCCGUUCAAAAGAGAUGAAGGACGUUCCUCGGUGGAUUCAGAUUUGAGGCAAAAAGAGGAUAAUGGGGAUGACAACGGAGGUGAUGAAGAGAGCGAAGGAAAACCAGAAAACUUCCAAGGAUCUGCAAACGAUUAUUGUGACAAAUUUGAGCAGCACUUUUCAUAUUUUUGUGUCGGAGAGACCGACCAAACCGACAAAAAUGCAUAUGUAAUCAAGAAGUUCUGCCCGAGUUACAAGACAGCUUGCAAGCACAAGGCAGUAACCACCUCAGUCUCCUUAACCUCCUGGCCAACUGACCCAUUUGCCAAAGAAAUUACAGUAGCUAGUAGGCCUCUUCCUUCGACAUCAGGAAGAACAUCUCAUUCAAGAAGGCGGGAUAGUGAUGAGGAUUCUGAUUCCGCGGAGGAUGAGGAAGUUUAUUAUGCCGAACUUCGGAAAAGAUAUCCUUGUAAACCAGAUUGUGACAAACGGAUUUUUGCUCAUUGUACUGAAGAAUGCAAAUGUGAUUACAUUUAUCCAGUUGUGCAAAGAUUCUGUAAUCCACCCCCAAUGCCAAUGUUCCUAAACACUUGCAGGUUAUGGUACCAUGGAUGUCCGAAAUACGAGCGCUACCAUUAUGCUUCCCAAUUUGUGUACUCUAAGGCAGAAAAAGGAAAAGUGUUGCCUGGAAGUCCCGACCAAGCUUCCGUCAACCCUUACGGGCUCCCACAGCCGGCUCCACUUCGUAAUCGAGCUCUCGCGUUGGCUCCAAUUCGUCGUCAGAAGCGUGAUGCAGAAAAUGAAGAUUUGGUGGUUCCCCCUCCAGUUCCUUCAGAGAUUCAAGAAAGAGAAGCCUCAUUGACAGCACCAGAAUCCCGGGCAAUUCUUCAAAAUUACCGGGAAAAUUUGAAGAGUGGGGAAAAGAAAAAACGUAGAUCCCGAAGGAAGAAGCUACGAAGACGACGGCGGCAUCGGCAGAGAUUCAGUUUUGAUAAGGACUUUGAAGAGAUAACUACUACGAAGAGACCACCCACGCCGAGAGAAUUGUGGCGGGCGCUCAAACAACUAAAUUCACUGACCUCUGGACCUGGAGCCGUCGGACUAAAAAGCUCGCCGGCAACGCUCAAAGGAGGAGGAGAAGCUCAGGGGGGCCUCGAUGGACUUCUGGCAUCAGUCACUCAACCACAACGCGAACGAGAUGAAGCUGCACGACAAUGGGCUACGGUUGACGCAAGACAGUUAACCGAAGAUAUUGUGCAUUCGGUUGUCACCACCGAGAAGGAUGCGGAGCAUAAAGAAGCCAAGAAAGAAGCGGAACCAGAGCCAAACUUUGACAAGAUUAAGCCGCGCACAUUUGCCAUGUCGUCGGUCGCGGCGACCACUGCUAUAGUUGACGAACAGCCGGAAGUUCCAAAAAAGGCGUCAAGUGGGAGAGCCAAAGCCCACCAAGGAAACAUCCCAAUCCUUCCAUCAGACGCCACGUUCGCCGCACAAGGCAGUGGAGACGACACCUUCCGUGCUUUCGACGGACUCUCCGAUUCCAGAGGACUCGUCCACACCCCGCGGAGCAGAUCGCCAUUCACCAAACCUGGUCUCUGGGAGCCCAAUCCAGCAGAUCCACAUUCUAGAGAUCCCGCAAACAAAUACUGGUAUCAUCCCGAGUCCGUCGGAGUCGACUGGCUCAAUGGUCAGCUUCAAUGGGGAGGUCAUUGGGCUGUACCUGCCGCCGGAGCAGGAGGCACUGCUGGAAUGAGUGCAGUGCAUUUCCCAACUAUAGGAUCUUUCUUGAACAUUCCUGAUGAUUACGAUUAAGUGUUUAGGAAUCGAUUAAAUUGUUUCUUUCAAGCAAAAACAAAUCAGGGACCUUAUUUAUUUUGUUGUUGUUUUUUAUUUUUUUGACCCACUUUUUGCCUGUACAUAAAUGAUAAUUUUCUC
This is a messenger RNA of Caenorhabditis elegans, 2101 nucleotides long. RefSeq lists its product as uncharacterized. NCBI's taxonomy places the organism in Eukaryota, Metazoa, Nematoda, Chromadorea, Rhabditida, Rhabditidae. Bases 23 to 1978 code for a protein of 651 amino acids. The record is from RefSeq and is marked reviewed. The transcript is spliced from 12 exons.